AUGUCUCGAAAACCACCCCCUCAAGAUGAUCUGGAGAUGAACCAGAUGGCUCAAGCAGAGUUGGUGAGGCUACAACGACAGUACCGGAUCAUGGAAGGUGAUCGCCAAUCCUACACAGACGAGAUGAAGUUCUACUUAGAUAAACAGAGGAAAGUAAUUUUUGCAUUAGAAAGAGAUAAAGAUGAACUGAUAACAAACCUGAACAUCUCAAAAUCUUUGCACAACGAAUGGGCCAGUAAUGUGCAGUCACAGAAACUACAUGGAUUACUCUCAAGACAGGAUGAGCUUGAAGACCAAAUCAAAACUGAAAAAUCUCAGCUAACAGAAUUGGAGUCCCAAAUACGGAAAGUGGAACGAGAAGUUUUAAACUUAAAGAAGAAAGAUGUCCCAGAAUUACAACUCUGUGAAAAAGCGAUAGAGUGUGCUCGUAACAUGGAUCUUCUAGAGAAUAGGCUGUAUGUGGCAACUGUAAACUUAAACAGAAUGCUUACAGGCAAUGGAAACCUUCGGCAAGAAAUAAAUCAUUUGUUGAAAGAAAGAGCACAUUUCAACAACCUGUAUCAGAUGCUCAUCGGACAGUAUACAAUGGGGAAAAAGAUAAUGCUGGACUUAAUUGAGCAAGCUACUCUAGCAUAUGACCAAAGGGAAGAGGCUCAAGCCAAGUUGCAGGCGUUGAAGGAGAGAGACCGUGCAGACCUGCUUCUACACAGUCAAGAGAUGCGAGAACUACAGCGGAGAUUUGACCUUGAUUCCAAGCUACAGGAUUUCUUAGGGAUUAAGGGGCAGAAGCGGAUAAUGGCUGAUCUUGAGGCUAAGGAGGCAAUCAAGAAACAACAACAAAAGGAAGCUACAGAACAACUUAUAACAACAUACAACUCAAUUCUUGAGCAAAUUAAAGAAUUUUCUGGAGAAACUGAUGUUGAUCGGUUAGCUGCCAGAUUUUUGAAACAAGAAGAAGAGAAUUUCACUCUUUUUAACUAUGUUAAUGAGUUGAAUAAUGAACUGGAGGUGUUGCAAGAACAGACAAAUGAGUUGAUGCUGUCAAUAGACGAGCAGAGAAACAUCAACAAGGAGCGAGCGGCACAGCAGCAGGAGACCAUCACUUCUCUGACAGAAAUUCUGAACGGAAGAAGAGGGGAGACGCAGCAAGGACUGGAUGUCAAGGAGCUGAGUAUCUCCAUUCUCAACAGUCUGUUGGCAGGAGUGGAUACUUUAUUCUCAGAGAGCAGAUCGGAUACAGCUCCUAUACUUCAUCUGUUGGGUGAAGAAGCAGCCGUAUCAACUUUUAAUGUGAUGCUGUUCCUGGGUAUCAUCCAGCAGCAGAUUGGUGACCUGUUGAGCAGCCUGAAUAUACCAGAGUCUACCACACCUGUACCUGAGAAACAGACCACCAAGGCUAAGAUGACCCCUCCCAGCAAAACUCACUCCAGUCUCUCGAGUCCAAUGUAA
Messenger RNA from Homalodisca vitripennis (glassy-winged sharpshooter), 1449 nucleotides. RefSeq names its product coiled-coil domain-containing protein 63-like. The transcript has 7 exons. NCBI's taxonomy places the organism in Eukaryota, Metazoa, Arthropoda, Insecta, Hemiptera, Cicadellidae. The record is from RefSeq and is a predicted model, not a curated record. Bases 1 to 1449 code for a protein of 482 amino acids.